This is a messenger RNA of Sebastes umbrosus (honeycomb rockfish), 3549 nucleotides long. RefSeq names its product hypoxia inducible factor 1 subunit alpha a (gene hif1aa). Gene Ontology annotation, molecular function: protein dimerization activity; DNA-binding transcription factor activity, RNA polymerase II-specific; RNA polymerase II transcription regulatory region sequence-specific DNA binding. Lineage: Eukaryota; Metazoa; Chordata; Actinopteri; Perciformes; Sebastidae. Gene Ontology annotation, biological process: cellular response to hypoxia; regulation of transcription by RNA polymerase II. The transcript is spliced from 15 exons. The coding region runs from base 259 to 2487 and encodes 742 amino acids. The record is from RefSeq and is a predicted model, not a curated record. Gene Ontology annotation, cellular component: transcription regulator complex; cytoplasm; nucleus.
CGCUAGUAACCAACGUCUCUCAGCUCCAGCGUGGCAUCGUCUCUGGAGAAGAAGAGUACAUCACCAAGGGGAUGUUUUAUCCGCUAAAACCUUCACUUUUUUGACCAAAUACACACAGUGAGAACUACACAAGCGCUUGAGGAUUUACCGGACUCAUUAUCAGUGAAUAAUCUCGGUAUUGUUGUUGAUUUCAUCGACGGAAGCUCCGGAUAUCCAGCUUGAUACCGAUAGAGACUCUACUCGGGUCCUCGUCCUGACAUGGACACAACAGGAACUGUACCAGAGAAGAAAAGGGUGAGCUCGGAUCGGAGGAAGGAGAAGUCAAGGGAUGCAGCGCGAAGCCGGCGUGGGAAGGAGUCGGAGGUGUUCUACGAGCUGGCACAGCAGCUGCCCCUGCCCCACAGCGUCAGCUCCAGCCUGGACAAGGCCUCCAUAAUGAGGCUCAUCAUCAGCUACCUGCGCAUGAGGAAACUGCUCAGCACUGAUGAGCCAAUGGCAGAGGAGGAGACAGAGCUCGAUACACAGCUAAACAGCUCCUACCUAAAAGCUUUGGAGGGCUUUCUCGUUGUGCUGUCUGAGGACGGAGAUAUGAUCUAUCUCUCCGAGAAUGUCAACAAGUGCCUCGGGCUGGCGCAGUUUGACCUGACUGGCCACAGUGUGUUUGACUUCAUACAUCCCUGUGACCAGGAAGAGCUGAGGGAGAUGCUGGUCUACAAAGCAGGCUCCAAAAAGGCCAAGGAACCAAACACAGAGCGCAGCCUCUUCCUCCGAAUGAAAUGCACUCUCACCAGCAGGGGCCGCACCGUCAAUGUCAAAUCAGCUACAUGGAAGGUGCUCCACUGCUCAGGUCAUGUCCGUGUAUAUGACGGCCACACUGAGGAGACUUCCAGCGGGCACAAAGAGCCCCCCGUCCCCUACCUGGUGUUGAUCUGUGACCCCAUCCAACACCCUUCCAACAUUGAGGUCCCUCUGGACACCAAGACCUUUCUCAGCCGCCACACGAUGGACAUGAAGUUCACGUAUUGUGACGAGAGGAUCACUGAGCUCAUGGGUUAUGAUCCAGAGGACCUGUUGAAUCGUUCUGUGUACGAGUACUAUCAUGCUCUGGACUCAGACCAUCUUACCAAGACUCACCACAACUUGUUUGCAAAGGGCCAGGUCAGCACAGGCCAGUACCGGAUGUUAGCCAAAAGAGGAGGCUUUGUGUGGGUGGAAACACAAGCCACUGUCAUCUACAGCAACAAGAACUCCCAGCCACAGUGUGUUGUCUGUGUCAACUUUGUGCUCAGUGGCAUCCAAGAGGAGAAACUGAUCUUGUCGUUGGAGCAGAUCGAGGAUGUGAAGCCAGUGAAUGAGGAGGAGCAGCAGGAGGAAGAAAAAGUUGUGGUUGAGAGCAGCCAGCUGAAGGACGAGGAGAAAGGCCCAGAGCUGGAUGUGAUCAAACUGUUCACUCAGACGGUAGAGGCCGAGCCUCUGGUUAGUCUGUAUGACCAGCUGAAGGCAGAGCCAGAGGCCCUCACCCUGCUGGCCCCGGCUGCUGGAGACGCAAUCAUCUCCCUGGACUUCAGCUGCCCUGAUUCAGAGAUCCAGCCUCUAUACAAUGAUGUGAUGCUUCCCUCCACCAGUGAAAAGCUGGCUCUGCCUCUGUCCCCUCUGCAGCCCAGCGAGCCUCUCCAUGUCGCCACCAACAGCUGUAAGGAUGCCAAAGCUGAGAGCUACGCACCAGCCCCGUCCACCACAUCGCCCUCCUCAGAGGCUGACAGUCCAAUGGAUUUUUGCUUUCCCAUGGACUCAGAGAUGAACUCAGAUUUCAAACUAGACUUGGUGGAGAAGCUGUUUGCCAUCGAUACAGAGCCCAAGACCCUCUUCACCACACAGGCAAUGGAAGACUUAGAUCUGGAGAUGUUAGCUCCCUACAUCCCCAUGGAUGAUGACUUCCAGCUGCGCAGUCUGACCCCAGACGAGCCUCUGUCUUGUGUACCAGUCAAAUCCCUCGAGAGUUCUCCAGUCCACGUCACACAGGACAUCCACAGCUUCCCCAGCUCCCCAUUCAGUGAACCAGGCAGUCGCACAGCUUCCCCAGCACUGCUUACCGCCCCUCAACCUGCCACCAUCGUUGCUAAGAGUACCCCACAGCUGGACAAAGAAGUGUCGCUCAGGACCCUGGCAGCUCAGAACGCACAGCGCAAAAGAAAACUGGGUGACAUAAAAGACCUUAUUGGACAGGGAACGUUUCCCCUGGAACAAGUGGAGCAGGGCAAAAAGCUGAAGGCCUCAGAGUCGGGAACAACCAGGACCGUAUUUCUGCUGCCUUCAGAUCUGGCGAGUCGUCUGCUGGGCAGCACAUCAGAUGGCACCAGCUCCCUUCUCAACCUGCCACAACUCACCCGCUACGACUGCGAGGUCAACGCCCCCCUGCAGGGUCGUCAGUUCCUGCUGCAGGGAGAGGAGCUGCUGCGCGCUCUGGACCACGUCAAUGUAAUCUAACUAAAAUGGAAGGAGUCUCUGCUCACCGCUGAACUAGACUGGACACUACAAUUUCUCCCUCAUAUUGUCACUCCCUCUCCAAGCCCCCUGACCUCACCCCUCUGCCCCUUAUUUAUGUCUCUGUAUGAGUUUGACUAUAGUCUGGCUGCUGUUUGUGCACCUCGUGAUAUCUGCAGCAUUCCACCGUGACAAACAACCAUAGCAGCAUCUGGGUUUUGGUGCAAGGGAUUCAGGCAUCAUGAGAUGUCCAAUUGUCGUUUUUUUUGUUUGUUUUUUUCUCUCUUCCGGGGAGUCUCUCAGCACACAACGCCUCGACAGAUGACCCCUUUUCCAGCAGGUCACCACAGACCCUGGCGCUACUGCCAGCAGUGUAUUGUAAGCUUCAGUCGCACAAUUUAUAUUUUCUUAAAAAGAAAAAUAUUACCAGCAAUAUAUAUUAAGCCUUUUUAAAGUCGUUUUAAUGGGAUUUGAACAAUUUUAUUUUUCCUCCCAUACUUGUAUGUUGUAGUACUCGUACCUAACAAGAAGUCUUUAGUCCAGAUUAUGUAUGAACAUAUUUGUUUAAACCCUAGGUGGUUUGAAUGUUAUCUCCAUUUACUAGCUUUCAGUCUUUGAGGUAAAUGCAUUUAAUUGUGUAGCAGUCCAGUACAUGUCACUUUAUUACUUUACUGUAAGUGUGUGUUACUGUACAUAUACCAGGGAAGUUUUAAUUUACUCAGUACGGCUUCACAGCUUUCGACUCUUACUAUGAAAUCUGAGAGUAACCGCUUCACUUCUUUUGUUUGCUUUUCAUCAUGGAGGAUUGCCGUUUUUUCUCUAACAUGAAUCUAAUUUAUGUUUUUGGUUUUUACUGUACGUGACAUACUCAAAACAGUCUGUUAAAAUAAGUAGGAUAUUCGUAUUUUACUUGUGUGAUCAUUGUCAUCAUGGUAGCACUCGUGAGUUGUCAACCUUGUUUGCUCAGUUUAAUGGUAGUCAGUUUAAUACCAUUGAUCCAUGCCAUAUUGUUGGAUCUCUCAUGCUUAUUGUUGCCGCCUAACAUUAAAUGGCUUUAAUAAAGUA